AUGCUCUCACAGCAAAAGUCUGCCGCACCGCUACUCUCGUGCUUACUUCUUAUUCGCCGCCUCGCUCCUGGCCACCUGCAUCCUCAGAUCGCCGCACGGGCCGCACACAAAGCGGUGAAUGAUGAGCAGCACCACCUCGCCCAUGCCCGUGGGGCAGGGCCCGCGCUGGCAGUACCGCGUCGCCAUAUACUGCCCGAUGCAGCGGCACUCGUAGAUGAAGCGGAUCCAGGAGCACAUUUUGGGUUUUUGUGGUGUGUUUAUGGUGGUUGUGGUGAUUAUGGAUUGGUGUGGUGUGGAGUGGUUGUAGGCUAG
This is a messenger RNA of Morchella importuna, 312 nucleotides long. RefSeq lists its product as uncharacterized. Lineage: Eukaryota; Fungi; Ascomycota; Pezizomycetes; Pezizales; Morchellaceae. The coding region runs from base 1 to 312 and encodes 103 amino acids. The transcript has a single exon. The record is from RefSeq and is a predicted model, not a curated record.